Dunckerocampus dactyliophorus (ringed pipefish) is the source of this 1161-nucleotide messenger RNA. RefSeq names its product NKAP domain containing 1 (gene nkapd1). The coding region runs from base 133 to 843 and encodes 236 amino acids. The record is from RefSeq and is a predicted model, not a curated record. The transcript has 6 exons. Lineage: Eukaryota; Metazoa; Chordata; Actinopteri; Syngnathiformes; Syngnathidae.
AGCGGAAGUAAAAGCGAAAUCCCCAAGCGAUGUAAUUUACCCAAAGCUUUCCUGCUCUGUAAAAUAAAACUCCACGCUUUGGACAAACAUAUUAAUCUUAGCCUACCAGCCCUGUCGUCAAUCAAACGAAUCAUGUCGAAGCAGACUCUGGGGAAGACCUUGUUAAGAAAUGUAAUCCGCCACACCGAUGCACACAACAAGAUCCAGGAGGAGACAGAGAUGUGGAAGAUGCGAGACCUGGAAGUCAAUCAUGUGAGCGCUACAAACACAAUCAGGGGUCACAUGCACUGUGACAGAGUGUCGUAUCAGUCCAGAGUCUCCUCAGAUCAUGAUGACAGAGAGGCACGAUACUGGUCACGGAAGCUCUAUGAGUUUGAGGACAACGAUCCAGACAGAUGGGGACACAGUGGCUUCAAGGAGCUUUAUCCUGAGGAGUUUGAGAGUGACAGUGACAAAAGCAGCACAACAAAGAAGAGUGGGCACCACAGAAGCAAAGCAUCCAAGUCAAAACACUCCAAAAGGUCCUCCCAUAAGAAGAAGAAAAAGAGGAAGAAAGAGACAGAGGAGGGAAAGCGCAGAAAGUCUGAGUGGUCGUACUGCGAUCGCAGCAGUGACGACAGCAAUGCGGACAAAGACAAGCCGAGGGAAACGAAAAGUCGACACAAUAAGAAAAGCGACAAAUUGAAAGAGAGGAGGGACGAGGACGAUGAUGAUGAGGGGCGGGGCCGCAGGACGCACGGUCGCAAAAGGAAAAAUGAGGACUCUAAAGACUCGGACAAGAAGCGGAGGAAAGACUGGCGAGCAGCGGGCGAGGAGAGCUCAGAGGAAAGUUCUGGAGAGUGAGGCGCAUAAGUGCUGCCUGCAGGAAAUAUUCUCACCUCAGGUCUUUUUAAACAACCUGUUUUUUUAAUUGUCUUUUAACAUUACAAUACCAUCAUUGGUGGACAAAAUAAACUCUUUGCUUUUUUUAAGAAAUGUGUGCAUGUAGAGUUUAAAUUAUCCAUAGGUGUGAAUGUGAAUGAAUGCUGUCUAUAUGUGUCCUGUGAUUGGUGAUCCUCCUGGUGACCAGUGAAACUGACCUGCAAAGAUGUGGGCUGCAAGUGAAUACGUACACACCAUCUCACUGCCAACAGAGUAUAUUAAACUCCCAUUUGCAAAGUA